Molecule: messenger RNA, 888 nt
Organism: Talpa occidentalis (Iberian mole)
Lineage: Eukaryota; Metazoa; Chordata; Mammalia; Eulipotyphla; Talpidae
Gene: MYL10
Product: myosin light chain 10
Exons: 9
Coding region: 128-751 (207 amino acids)
Cellular component (GO): mitochondrion; cytoplasm
Molecular function (GO): calcium ion binding
Source: RefSeq, a predicted model, not a curated record
UAUGUGCUGCAACAUAAACAAGCCUUAAAAAUAUUAUGCCAGGGGAGAGAAACCAGUCACAGAGGACCAGCAUCCCAGAGCCCCAGGGUUUGGUUCCAAGACUGCAGAGAAUGGAAACAAAUCACCGAUGAAAAGCCCUGGAUGUUGGCGGGUCACCAGCAGCAGCAGCAGCAGCACUGCCAGCGACGGUCAUUCCGCUGUGAAUCAGUUUACAAGAUGGCCUCAGUCCACAGUUGCUGCAGGUUGCAGGGCACCCAGAAGGGCCCGGAAAAGAACAGAAGGUGGAGCCAGCUCCAAUGUCUUCUCCAUGUUUGAUCAGUCUCAGAUUCAGGAAUUUAAAGAGGCCUUCACCAUCAUGGACCAGAACCGGGAUGGCUUCAUCGACAAGGAGGACCUCAGGGACACCUUUGCUGCCCUGGGCCGCAUCAAUGUGAAGAAUGAGGAGCUGGAGGCCAUGGUGAAGGAGGCCCCCGGGCCCAUCAACUUCACAGUCUUCCUGACCAUGUUUGGGGAGAAGCUGAAGGGCACGGACCCAGAGGAGACCAUUCUGCAUGCCUUCAAGGUGUUUGACGCUGAAGGGAAAGGUUUCAUCAAGGCUGAUUUCAUCAAGGAGAAGCUCAUGACCCAGGCAGACCGCUUCAGCGAGGAGGAGGUCAAGCAGAUGUUUGCAGCUUUCCCUCCAGACAUGUGUGGCAACCUGGACUACAGGAACCUGUGCUACGUCAUCACGCAUGGUGAAGAGAAGGACUAAGAGCCACUGACUCCUGAAAUUAGAGGCAGCAAUUCUCAGGGGUGGGGAGACAGUUGAGGAGCUGCUGCAGCCAUUUUGAGUGGUGAGGGAGACACCUCUCACCCUGUGGGUCUGGGGGCAAAGCAAGAAUAAAUAAU